Molecule: messenger RNA, 677 nt
Organism: Bombus huntii
Lineage: Eukaryota; Metazoa; Arthropoda; Insecta; Hymenoptera; Apidae
Gene: Nrk1
Product: nicotinamide riboside kinase 1
Exons: 1
Coding region: 13-603 (196 amino acids)
Cellular component (GO): cytoplasm
Source: RefSeq, a predicted model, not a curated record
AAAAAACUCAAAAUGUCUUCAAAGAAAUGGUUUGUGCUUGGUAUUUCGGGUGCAACAUGCAGUGGAAAGACUUCUUUAACUAAUCGACUUCAUAAUGAGUUAAAAAACUCAGUAGUGAUAUACCAAGACAACUAUUUCUUACCGAAAAACGAUCCACGUCAUGUAAAAAUUGAUGAACUUAAUCAUUUAAACUGGGAAGUAAUAACCAGUAUGGAUAUGAACAAAAUGCGUUCAGAUGUUUUACAAUUGAUCGAAUCGUCACCUACAGAAAAUAGUUCUUACGAAACAGUUAAUAAAAAUAUAUUAAUAUUAGAUGGGUUUUUACUUUUCAAAUGUAAGGUUAUUUCAGAUUUAUGUGAUCGUAAAUAUUUCAUAACAUUAACAAAAGAAGAAUGUUGGGAAAGAAGGAAAGGAAGAGUAUACGAUCCACCAGAUGUUCCUGGCUAUUUCGAAAAAGUUGUUUGGCCAGAAUAUUUAAAGCAUAAAGACGAAUUAAUGAAGGACAAUGAUUUUUGUAAGACAAUAACAUUCAUUGAUGGAUUGGAAAGUAAAGAAGAGAUAUUUCAACUGGUUUUUGCAGAAAUAAAAAAAUUAUUAUCAUAAAGUCUCAUCAUAUUAUUAUAUGUAAAAAAAGAAGCGCUUAAAACUAUAAAAAAUAAAUAUACACCAUAAACUGA